Molecule: messenger RNA, 4506 nt
Organism: Chelmon rostratus (copperband butterflyfish)
Lineage: Eukaryota; Metazoa; Chordata; Actinopteri; Chaetodontiformes; Chaetodontidae
Gene: fitm2
Product: fat storage inducing transmembrane protein 2
Exons: 3
Coding region: 1-936 (311 amino acids)
Biological process (GO): lipid storage; phospholipid biosynthetic process; lipid droplet organization
Cellular component (GO): endoplasmic reticulum membrane
Source: RefSeq, a predicted model, not a curated record
AUGGGUCAGAUCUGGGAGAGGAUGAUUCUCCGGCCAGACCAGACCAGACCACACGGUUUUCCCAGAGACCCUCCCUCACCCCCUGCAGCAUGGCGUCAUCCGUCUGGUCUGAGACGCUGCAGGGCGCUCGAAUACAAACGCUCACUUGGAGUCAACAUGGCGGCGUUGGAUGUCAUUGUGGACAACUUUGUCAAACUCUGGAAGAUACCAGCCGUCCGACAGCGGUUCCCCUGGAUGUUUUUGGUGAUUUCAUUCGUGGGAUCAGUUCUGCAGUACCUGGAGCUCGUCCCGCAGACAUAUUUCAGCAGCAGCAAAAAUGCCCUGAACGUGUAUUUUGUCAAGUUGUCCUGGGGGUGGAAUUUGCUGCUGCUGACGCCCUUCCUCCUGCUCACCUACUCCUUCAGCAGGAGUGUGUACUUUCUCGGCCGGCGGCUGCUGUCUCUGGUUGUGGCGACCGCCAUCUGGUACUUCUGCACAGAGACGUUCUUCUACAUUGAGGACGUGACCGGCUCGUGUUUUGAAACUGACACCAUGGAUGUCAUCACCAAGGAGUUCACCUCCAAAGCCAGCUGCAGGCGGGCCGGCUUCCGCUGGCAUGGCUUCGACAUCUCAGGACACUCCUUCAUCCUGGCGUACUCCGCUCUCCUCAUCAUGGAGGAAACGGCACACAUGGCCUCCCUCAAGAGAGCCAGUCUCCCUGCACUGCACAGGAUGGUCCUCAACCUGCUGUACUUGGCCUUGAAUCUUAUCGUGAUCAUUUGGGUGUGGAUGUUUACCUGCACCUCUAUUUACUUCCAUGAUCUAUAUCAGAAUUUGCUCGGGACCAUAUGUGGCCUGUUGGGGUGGCAUCUGACAUACCGGGUUUGGUAUCUAAAUCCUUUGUCACCAGGACUCCCCCCUCAGCCUCACAGGUUUGGACAGAAACAACACGCCUGAGCUGCACUCAUACUUCCCUACAACAUUGUUGCUAAUGUUGCAGCCAUCCUCCAAACAACACACUCAUGUUGAGGUUAUCUGUCUUUGGGUCCAAGCUGCCCAAGCUAGUUAAAGCUAUUUUAAGUUAUUCCCUCCUCACGGAAAGGUCAUUUUGUUCAGGAUGACUGGCUUGUAGUUCCUUCAUGGUGUUUGGCAGCUGCUGCUCCCGAAAUGACUCUUGGUAAUCUGAGAUCAAAGCAAGACGCUGCUCUGCUGCCCAGCUUCGGCGUCUCACCUUCACUCUGUGUGUGGCUUGCAUGCUGCACUAUUGUCUCCCAGUUUGUUGCCUUACAGUGCUUUACUCAGAGUAAUCACAGUUUUUAGAAGUCUGAGUGGGAUCACGUUAGAAUGUUUACAGCUCCAGUCGGCUAACACUGAUGUUGUAUAUUUUUGCAGCUGUUUGUUGUUUUUGUAGGAAACUGCCCACAGAACAAAGUCAGAUAAGAGACUGUAGCUAGAGUGGGCUCACGUUUCAUUUAAAUGAACUGUCCGUUUCUCAUCACAUGUCGUUCGGGGUUAGCGUGUGUCAUCACUAUAUGUGAAGUUUGCUCAGAGGAUGUAGCUUGAAUAGCAGGUAUAAAAAUACUGUUAAUGUCUCAUCAUACAGUACGUAGACUGUAGUUAUAACCAGCCCUGCAAGUGCAAAUUAUUGAUAUUGAAAUCCUGGAAAUAUUAAUGAUUAUUUUUAUUAUAGAUUAAUCUGCCAUUUUUUUUGAUUGAUUAAUCAACUAAUUGUUUCAGCUGUAAUUUUAUAAUUACAAUAUGAAAUCUCUAAAUCUGAAUUAACCUGCUAAGCAGUGUCAUCAAAUAUUGCCAAAGCCUGAUAUCUUAUUCCUUUGUGCCAUAGAGCUCCAGUGUUGUCCAGAAACAUUUAAAAACACAUGGAUGAAAACAGGCACUUUGUUAUUUUCAGUCCUGCUGCCAGAAAUACUUACUAAAGCAACAAAUAUGCAUUAAUCUGCGUCUGAAAAUAGUCCAAAACAAAUACGGUAUUAACUGUAGUUUUCUGAAAAGUACCAUGAAUAUAAACUGAAGGGUUUUUUUAAUUGACCUGUUAUUAAAGUUUGACGUCCUCGAGGCUGAGUGCCACAGACGUGGUAGGAAAAGUUGACUUACGAGAUUCUUUGUUUUUGGUAUUUUUUUAAGAAUUUGUUGACAAUAAUGAUAAUAUAAAAUGACAGCUGCCUCAGCGUGUAACUGGGACUGUUGGGAAAAUUAAGAUGCUCUUCACUCAGAACUUUUAUUCCCAAGAACUACUUCUGGAUGACACAAAGGUUCCUCCAGCCUGUUGUUUGCGUUUGCACCGCAGCCUAAAGACCCUGAAGAAUACGCAGAUUAGUCUGUUUUUACACUUGAUUCUUACCUGAUACGUCCAUCUGUCUUAUUUUCUUUUAUUUCCCUACAGCUUUGUGCUGUAACUCUAUUUUGAUAUGUCGAAACAAUUUGGGUUGCAGCUGCAGAUUUUAAAAAUCGUGUCUGAAAGAUUCAAGAAGAAAAGAAAAUCCUCAGAGUACUCGACCAAUCAGAAAUUGUUAGCACUGCAAGCCCCACCCCCAAAGUUUGCAUUCUACUUCUCCCACCUGAGCAAAAUAAUGUCUCCGGGACUUAAUUUAGACCCUGGUCCCUGCGGUGGAAACGCAACAACUGUCCCUAACGUACGUGUAAAUCAUAGCAGAAUUUUAAAGAAUAUCAAUAAGUUUAAUGACAUGUGAAAUACACAUUUACAAGCUCUACACUGAAGCGAACGUAGCGAGUUUUGGUGAAAUAAAAACCAGGAUCUGCGUAUUCCAUUUUCAUUAUUUAUUUGUCAUUGAUGGCAACUGAAUAAAUUAAGGCUUAUGAACAAACAUCAUAAAAAGCACCAUAAAUAAAUGCAUAUAUAGAAAUAUAAAAAAUAAAAAGUAAGAAAUAAAAAAAUACUAUAGUGAAAUAUAAUGGCCACAAAUCACAACUAGGAUUUCUCGACUUGAACUCUUUGUGUGUUCCCAGAAGUACAGAUCCAGACCCCUCAGGUAGCAUGAUUUCAGUCAGAAGAAGCAGAGGUUGUAACAGAUGUGCCUGCAGUAACCAAAAUUGUUCACGAUGACUGGCUGGUUAUGAGGUUUUCUUAACGUUUGUGAAUGUCUGAGCAUCGAAAAGUCAACAUAAAAUAACAAUUAUGAUUCAGUUGCAACAGGAAAUAGUAUGUUACACUUCAGAGUCCUCUCGCUUACGUCAGAACUUAUGAAAUAAAUAAAUAUUCAGGUAUGUAUUUUUAAAUCUUCUCUUUUUGCCAUUUGCAUCACUGCUGCUCAUGUGAGAGCAGUUUCACAACAGAUAACCUCCCUGUUUCCUUAAAUGCAUAUCUCAAAUGUCUUCCAGGCAUGAAGGAUUGAUUCCAGACACUUAAAUCUGCUGUCUAUGGCUUUACUGCACUCUCCAUAUCUCCAUUACCAAAUAUGAAGCUGAGCUACAGCUUCUACACUUCUGUUUUCUGGAUGAGAAUCAGAUUUAUCACCAGAUGUGAUGCAGCAGGGAGACGCUGCUAUUAAAGGAGCACUGAUCAUCGUCUUUGGUUUAACGUAAUCUGCCACAGCUGCAGCGUGCUGCUAAUCACCACCUGCAGAGAUGAGUUUCUGUCGCAGGAGAAAACAGGGAGCAUCCAAACUGGAAAAUAAAUGACUUUCAUUAUCCAAAGCCUGGUAGUUAUCCUUCUUAAUGACAGAAAGAAACACUGAGCUGCGAGUCCUCACUGCAAGAAAGUCUGUAUAACCAGCCAUAAAACCAAAAGCAGCGUACACCUCCAGCCAGUACCUCACGUAAUGAGUUAAAACUAAAGAGUGCACAGGUUCAGGAGCAGAAUUCUAGCAUGAGAAACCCUGGAGAUCUGACUCAGAAACAGCAGAAAGGCUCCCAUUAAGGGUAAGUGUGGAGCGAGAGAAGUACACUGCAUCAUCACACAACGAGACAGCUGGCGAGGCUAACAGGGGGAAAGGCUUUCUUUUUCCUCGUCAUACUCCUUUUAGCCUUCAGAUGAGUCAGCUUCUCCUCCCCUGUUCCCCUUAUUUAACCUGUGAGCUCAUUAAAAAUUCAGCACGGUGAAAUAAGUGAGACGAUGUAUAAUUAAAAAAUAUCUAUCUGUAAAAACAAUCUUGCAUCUGUCAGGAGGAGUCGUCGACAAACAGGCCGCGGUAAAAUCCAGGGGUUUUUCUCGCUCAGUAUUGCUGAGGGACCAUCUCCAACACACUGCACAGUGCAGGUGCUUCAAAGGUUACAAACAGCGUCAGAACGUUUAGAAAUCUGUGGUUCUGAUGCUCGGUAGCGAUCAUAAAUUCUGCCUCUGGGAUACAAAAUCCUCCCGUCACGAGACGCUCACACGAUAAGAAAGUACCCAUGCAAUGAAAUCUACAUCCUACAGCUAAUGCAACACUAUUGUGCCAGAGACGCAGAAUUUACAAUUUUUCUACCAGUUCAGCCAAGUGUAACACCCAGGUUUUGUAACGUGUGAGUGACAGUGGACCAGUGUGUGCUGUGUGACCUGUGGUGCUCGAA